Molecule: messenger RNA, 1177 nt
Organism: Vigna unguiculata (cowpea)
Lineage: Eukaryota; Viridiplantae; Streptophyta; Magnoliopsida; Fabales; Fabaceae
Product: large ribosomal subunit protein uL2my, C-terminal part-like
Biological process (GO): mitochondrial translation
Cellular component (GO): mitochondrial large ribosomal subunit; ribosome
Molecular function (GO): structural constituent of ribosome; RNA binding
Source: RefSeq, a predicted model, not a curated record
UAUACUCCACUCACCUACAUCUCUCUACUUCACAAUUCUCCUCCUUCUCUCUAACCACCAAAGAAGUUCAGAUUUUCUAAAUUCAAUCCCUAAAUCUGUUUUCAUUCUUUCAGCAACAGCAACACAACCUGAGAUCACCACAGAACCUCCUCCCCAAGCUGUUCGAUCCAUCCUUACGCCUCCUUAAGUGUUGAAGUGGUACCAUUCUUCUGUUGAGAGCUGAUCUUGCUUGGGCUUGGUUGUGGGAAGAAAGUAAAAAGCCUGAGAUUGCAGAAGCUUCCCAGGUGAAGGUGGAAACGCAAAACGACCUGAGAAAGACGCGUCACAGAUCUGUUAGUGCGAUAGGAGGACGCAGCAUCCACACCCGAAACGGACACAAACUUGCCUAGGCACUGCAUGUUUGAAAUGGCUUUGUCACUGUGGAGAAGUCGCACUGCUUCAUCAACACUGAACUUGUUAGCCAAUACUCUUCGCAGAUUCUCUUCUGAGGUAACAAACACCAGUGCUCAAAGAACGCGAGAGAGUAUGAUGAAUCAAAUGAUGUAUUCUGACAUAAACUCACGAAUUGGGAGUUGCAUGCCACUGUCUGCAAUGCGAAUUGGAACAAUCAUUCACAACAUUGAGUUGAACCCAGGGCAAGGUGGCAAGCUUGUCCGAGCUGCAGGAACCAGUGCAAAGAUCUUGAAAGAGCCCACAUCAGCAUACUGUUUAAUCCAGAUGCCCUCCGGUGUUAAAAAGUUAAUUGAUUCUCGGUGUAGGGCCACCAUCGGUGUUGUAUCUAAUCCAAGCCAUGGAGAUCGCAAGCUUAGGAAGGCCGGUCACAGCCGAUGGCUUGGUCGGAGACCGGUUGUUCGAGGAGUGGCAAUGAAUCCGGUAGAUCAUCCUCAUGGAGGAGGAGAGGGUAAAAGCAAGAGUAGUGGAAAAUGGGGGAAAGGAUCUCGCACUCCUUGGGGCAAGCCAACCAAGAGUGGCUAUAAGACAGGACCCCUAAAGCGCAGAAGGUAGUAUUAGUAUAUGCAACAUUCAUUAUAGCUGCUUCUGAUGCUUAACAUGCUUGUAAUAAGUGUGGAAACUGUUAGAAAAUUCAUGGAACUGAUUAGAUUCAGAUAAUGUGAAUGUUAUGGGUUCAGAUUUUAUUGUUGCUUAAGUAAAAUGUUUUUGCAUUUUCUCUGCACUA